This is a messenger RNA of Elaeis guineensis (African oil palm), 678 nucleotides long. The record is from RefSeq and is a predicted model, not a curated record. NCBI's taxonomy places the organism in Eukaryota, Viridiplantae, Streptophyta, Magnoliopsida, Arecales, Arecaceae.
AUGACCAUCUCACUUCCUCGAUCCUUCGCUUCUUUCUCAUCCUUCAUUGCUUUGCUAGCGUUCCUCUCUCUUCUUAACCUUUGCAAUUGUUUCAAACCCAGAAACUUGAACUUAUCCUCCUCCAUCGCGACUUCAGGUUGGUCCCCGGCUGAAGCCACCUGGUAUGGAAGUCCUAAUGGUGCUGGAAGCAAUGGUGGUGCAUGCGGGUAUGGAGAUGCAGUGGAGAAGCCUCCAUUCUCAUCCAUGAUAGCUGCUGGAAGCCCUUCCAUCUUCAUGUCGGGCAAUGGAUGCGGUGCUUGCUAUCAGGUGAAGUGCACCGAAAACGCUGCGUUUUAUACAAUAGUGGGCUGCAACUAUCCCGGUGUUGAUAUCGCCUUCCAGGUGGGCGCAGGCUCGAACCCGAACUACCUUGCUGUUCAUAUCUUGUACGAAGAUGGGGAUGGAGAUCUCGCAGCAGUCGAUCUCAAGCAGGGAUCGCCGGCAUCUGACUCAUGGCUUCCCAUGCAACAUUCAUGGGGUGCAGUUUGGAGGUUGGACUCAGGCUCGACGCUGCAAGCACCCUUCUCCUUCCGGUUGACAACCGACGAGUCCCACAAGACGCUUGUAGCUAAUAAUGUGAUUCCGGUGGGAUGGCAGCCGGGUGUGACCUAUAGGUCUGUGGUUAACUUCAAUCCCUAG